Molecule: messenger RNA, 1389 nt
Organism: Lutzomyia longipalpis
Lineage: Eukaryota; Metazoa; Arthropoda; Insecta; Diptera; Psychodidae
Product: probable mitochondrial glutathione transporter SLC25A40
Exons: 4
Coding region: 106-1233 (375 amino acids)
Biological process (GO): mitochondrial transmembrane transport
Source: RefSeq, a predicted model, not a curated record
GGGAUUUUCUCUCGGAGAGAAACGUCAAAAAUGUGCCUCAGUCCGCUGAUGGAGCUGUGAUGAAAUUCCCGUGUUUUGUGCAAAGAAACGAAGGACGGACAAGCGAUGGAUACCAGAGUAUCCCCGGCUAAACACUACGACAUUGAUGAUCCUCGUUUUCGCAUUCAUCCCAGCCAACAGAUGGUAUCAGCAUGUUCCGGUGCCCUCCUAACCUCCCUUUUCAUGACCCCCCUUGAUGUGGUAAAGACACGUCUCCAGGCACAACAGAAGAUGCUCUUGUCCAAUAAAUGUUUCCUCUACUGCAACGGCCUUAUGGAUCAUCUCUGCCCAUGUGGGACAAAUGGGAUUCUCAAGACAACCCCUCAUCUCAAUGGCACGAUAGAUGCCUUUGCAAAAAUUAGCCAAUCUGAGGGUAUUCGUGCCCUGUGGUCAGGAUUGAGUCCCACCCUGGUACUGGCUGUACCAACAACCGUGAUAUACUUUGUGGCAUAUGAGCAGCUGAGGGUGCAUGCAAAGGAUAAAUACACUGAAUUCCAUCCGGAUUGCACGGGGACUCCGUGGUGGAUUGCCAUGGGGGCGGGGUCAUUGGGUAGAACAAUAGCUGCCACCAUUGUGAGCCCCCUUGAGCUUGUACGAACAAAGAUGCAGUCACAGAAAUUGAGUUACUGGGAAGUUGGACAGGCGCUGAAGAGUAUGGUUAACACACAGGGAAUCCUGGGGCUGUGGACUGGCUUGCGGCCUACCCUUUUCCGCGAUGUACCCUUCUCAGGGAUCUACUGGACGUCGUAUGAGAGCAUAAAAGCCCUGUGCAACGUCACAGGGAGUCCUAGUUUCCAAUUUAGUUUUAUUGGUGGUGCUGUUUCCGGAAGUAUAGCUGCUAUCAUCACCACUCCAUUUGAUGUUGUAAAGACGCACAAACAAAUUGAGCUUGGUGAAAAACUAAUCUACACCGGUGAGUCCACAAAAAAAUCAUUUACUGCAACAUUAUGCAAUGGUAAUGUGGGAUUUUAUGCUGUAGAUACACCGAAAAAACCAAAAAAUGAGAGUGUUUUCCCAGCAUUGGAGAGCAUUUACCGACUCCAUGGGAUCCGGGGCUUAUUUGCCGGAAUAAUUCCGCGUCUUGUUAAAGUGGCACCAGCAUGUGCAAUUAUGCUGUCAUCCUUUGAAUAUGGAAAAGCAUUCUUUCACACCUACAACGUCACACAGUUCCAAAGGACAACGCCAGGCAAUUGAGGCUCCUCAAACAAAUUGUUGAUUUAUUCAAUUGACCAUAUCCACACACGUUGUUUGAUGAUGUACCUUUAAAACAUAAUUUUCUUUUGUUUGUGUGGCAUAUAAGUUUUUUUUGUAAUAUAAAUAGCGCCGUUAAGGCAUUAAGUUUAGGCAUAA